Molecule: messenger RNA, 1434 nt
Organism: Morus notabilis
Lineage: Eukaryota; Viridiplantae; Streptophyta; Magnoliopsida; Rosales; Moraceae
Product: GDSL esterase/lipase At4g26790
Exons: 3
Coding region: 284-1351 (355 amino acids)
Molecular function (GO): hydrolase activity, acting on ester bonds
Source: RefSeq, a predicted model, not a curated record
UGUCAUUGAUCUUAGGUGAGUCCAUCCUAACUAUAGUGAGCAACUCUUCUUCCAUUCUUAAAGCUCACCUAGAGGUUAAAGAAGACAAAGUAAGGCAUUAUUGUUCUAGAGAAAUUAAGUCUCAACCAACUUCAUCAACUUUUAUUUAAUAUCUAAUCUUUCUUGCCGGCUCCAACAACCACCAAACCAUUUUGUCAUAAUUUAAACAAUUGAACCGGAAAUAUUCAGUGCCCAAAAAGACAUUAAAGAAAAAAAAAAAAAAAGAAAAAAAAAAGAGAGAGUGAUGGCAGAGAAGGCCAUUAUUACUAACUGGCUCUUCUUAACAUAUUUCAUGCUUCAAAUCCUUAAGGUGGUGUGUGCAAAUGUUCCAGCCAUUAUUGUGUUUGGAGAUUCUUCUGUAGACUCAGGUAACAACAACCAGAUUUCAACAAUCUUAAAGAGCAACUUUGAGCCUUAUGGCCGGGACUUCUUCGGCGGCAACCCCACCGGGCGGUUUUCGAAUGGCCGGAUCCCGACGGACUUCAUCUCCCAAGCUUUCGGCCUCAAACCAACGGUUCCUGCUUAUUUGGAUCCAGUUUAUAGCAUUAAGGAUUUUGCCACUGGGGUCUGCUUUUCCUUAGCAGGAACUGGUUAUGACAAUGCCACUUCUGAUGUCCUAUCUGUGAUACCUUUUUGGAUGGAACUGGAGUAUUACAAGCAAUACCAAAAUGAUCUAAGAAACUAUCUCGGCGUUGAGCAAGCUAAUGGGGUUAUAAGUGAAGCACUUUACCUACUUAGCUUAGGAACAAAUGAUUUUCUGGAGAAUUACUACAUAAUCCCAGAUGGAAGAUCGUCUCAAUUUUCCAUCGAGCAAUACCAAGAUUUUCUAGUGGGAAUUGCGAGGGAUUUCGUCACAGAGCUUUACUAUCUUGGAGCAAGAAAGAUAUCUCUAGGUGGGCUUCCUCCGAUGGGGUGUUUGCCAUUGGAGAGAACCACAAAUAUCUUCUUCGGGAGUCAGUGUAUUGAGGAGUACAACACUGUGGCUCUACAAUUCAAUGGGAAGUUGCAGGCUUUGGUAGAAAGCCUCAACGCGACACUCGUUGGAUUGCGACUCGUCUAUUCGGACCCCUAUGAGAUUCUCUACGACAUGAUUCAAAAUCCAAUCUUUUUUGGAUUUGUUGAUGCAAAUGUAGCAUGUUGUGGCACAGGAUUGUUUGAGAUGGGAUAUUUGUGUGACCAAAUAAACCCAUUCACCUGUUCAGAUGCAAACAAAUAUGUAUUUUGGGAUUCCUUCCAUCCCACAGAGAAAACCAAUGCCAUUAUAGCUGAUCAUGCAGUGAAAAAUUCCCUAUCUCAGUUUCUAUAUUGGUGACUGUUAUUAGAACAUUUAUUAGCUCGUCAGUGUAAUUUGCAUUGUAGCAAUAAUGUUUUUCUGGUACACCAAAUAUUUCUACU